UCACACAUACAGUACUUUCUUUAAAUAAUAAAGUAUUCCCAAACGUGCCCAAGACGUAAUGUGACGCGUCGGACAGUCCCGGAAGAACACGCCCAGCCCGUUGCUAAGUUACCUCGCUGACUGGCACUGCGGCCCGGCAGAUUUAAAUCGAUCAACAGGAACAGUUAUUAGGCCGAGCGCGGAAUUCAAUCCAGAGAAACAAACAUUUCCCCGCUAACCGCUGGCGUUAGCCGUAAACACGGCCGCGGGCAGUCUAAUGACGUGAACGGAGACGACGAAACACACCCCUUUUGUUAUUGUGUUUUUUCUGCUUGUUUGUUAUUAAAAGUUUGGAAAUGUUGCUCCGGUCGAGAAAGAUCCAAGCCCGACAACCAAGGCAGCCGACAAAGGAGCCGACUACACCCCGUACCCCUCGCCGGUCGACCGAGAGCCACAGCAAGACGCCCCGGUCCACGAAGAGAGGCAGGAAGGCGUCUAAGGAUGAUGAUGAUGUCCUGGCUGGCCCGGUGUGGCAGGACUGUGAAGACAUUGCUCAGUCUGCCAAGAAGGGAGGCACCAUGCAGACUAGGAGCCGUCUCAAAGCAGAGAAGGAGGAGGAUGACAAUGAAGAGUUUAAAACUCCACUGCGAGGACGACGGUUGCAGGUGAGGUUUGAGAUGAAUGAAGAUUCCCCAAGGAAUGCUGUUCGGAAAAUCUACUCUCCCAUCGCCCGCUUCUUAUCCCUGUCCCAGGGUGAUGACAAAACACCAUGGCGUCAAAGGACGAAGACUCGGAACCAGAACCGGGGAGAGAUGGAAUCCAAUUGCUUCAGCCCAGUUCUCGGGAAUGAGGAGGACAAUGAGGUUUUCAACCCAUACACCUUCAUACAAAACAUCCCAUCCCAAGUAGGACAGUACAAAAUCAGGGAUAUCCCACUGAAGACAAGGCGCAUCCCUGAAAGCACACUGGUUCUGGAUCUGGAAGAGACUUUAGUCUACAGCUCCCUGAAUGUAAUUGAGAAUGCAGAACACACUUUUCUCACUCACUUCCAGGAUCAGCAGUAUAAGGUCUACAUGAAUGUGAGGCCCUAUGUGCAAGAGUUUUUAGAAAGGAUGUCCAAAGUAUAUGAAAUAUUUGUCUACACAUCUGCUAAAAGGGAGUAUGCAGAUGAGAUUUUAGACUUGGUGGACCCUCAGAAAAAGUUAGUUCGACACCGCUUGUACCAAGAAGACUGUUUCUGUGUGCAGGGGCACUACAUCAAAGACCUUACAGUGCUGAAGCGGGACCUGGCCAAGGCUGUCAUUGUGGGAAAUACCCCCUACACCUUCCCUUACCAGCUGAUGAACAUGAUCCCAAUCCCCAGCUGGUAUGGAAACAAAGCAGACCAAGAGCUCCAGAAGCUGAUUCCUGACUUGGAAAAGUUGUCUGAAACGGAUGAUUUUCAAGUCGUGUUGAAGAGGAGAGCGGAUCAGUUGCACAGACUGUUAUCUGAAGAUUGACGACAUUGUAAAUAUUAAACUUAAGUAACCGGCAGAUAUUAUUCUCCUUUUAAAACAUGUCUUAAUCUGUUUUAGAAGACCUAUCUCCCAGUUCCUUGGCUGGUGCUGGGUUUAGGUUGGUCUCUGUCAAGGUAGCUUUGAGUCACCGCUUCUUAGAUGAGCUGUAGGUUCAGAUUGUUUAUAAUCUUCAAAUAAGCAUCUUGCCAACAAAGGGCUUUUCUAUACUUUGCAGGUUCUAGAAGUCGUCACCUGUGUAGAACCAUAAUUCUGUGUUGGCAUACAUGUAGUGGAGUUUAAAUCCUUUAUCCACGAAGAAUUAUAGCGACCCAGAAUAAGAUACAAAUUGAGAGGCAUGCUGGAGAUGAAGAAAAGACAAUUUAACAAAAAAAAAGUAGUUAGUGUAGCCUUUAGUUAAUUUAACAAACAAAAAAUGCCUUUCCAGGAAUGCUGUAAUUUAUUGUAUAUAAUGUGUGAUGUGGUUAGCGUUUGUCAUUUGUAUGUGUCUUUUUUAAUUUAUGCUAUACAAUUGUGUACAUUUUUGUAAAACUGCAUUUUUUUUAUUUUGUAAUGCUAGAGCACAGAGUUGCAUGCUUUGCAUUUGUUUGCCUACAGUUUAACAAUUGACACCUGUUGGAACACUGAGGCAUCACAUUCCUACCGCUCUCACUGGGUGUCGCCCUCUGGUGGACUUGGCAACAGUGACUUUGCCAGCGAGAGUACAUAUUUAGUUAGUUUCUAAAUAUGUGUGUUUUUUUAAUAUAUAUGUAUGUUUUUGACACCAGAAGUCUAGUUUUCAAUGAUGGUCAUUUCUGAAGGCUAAGGUGUGUGUUUUUUUUCUCUAUAGCAUUUUUAAAAUGAGAUUGGCUAAUUUAAAUAUGCUUUCUAAUAUAUUCUAUUCUGCACAAGUUGUGCUGUUUCAGCCUGGUUUGCUUGUCAGGUUGGUUUUGAUUUAAAUAUUGUUUUCCCACCAACAUGUGCUCGACACAACUCCUGAUAGUAUUUUUAUCCUGAAAAAUAAAAUGAAUUAUUACUGCUACCUGAUGCUCCGUGUACU
Messenger RNA from Polyodon spathula (Mississippi paddlefish), 2532 nucleotides. Its product is annotated as CTD small phosphatase-like protein 2-A. Gene Ontology annotation, molecular function: phosphoprotein phosphatase activity. The coding region runs from base 336 to 1478 and encodes 380 amino acids. The transcript is spliced from 11 exons. NCBI's taxonomy places the organism in Eukaryota, Metazoa, Chordata, Actinopteri, Acipenseriformes, Polyodontidae. The record is from RefSeq and is a predicted model, not a curated record.